AUCCAAAAGGUGGUCCUUGCUCUUGGAGAUUAUCAGGGUGCCCAGUGCCAUGCCUGUAUUGGAGGCACAUUGGUGCGAGAGGACAUGCGCAAGCUGGAGAGUGGUGCCCAUGUGGUUGUGGGAACUCCUGGGAGAGUCUACGACAUGAUUAACCGCAGGGCACUCAACACUAAGGACAUCAAGAUGUUUGUCCUGGAUGAAGCUGACGAGAUGUUGUCUCGGGGUUUCAAAGAUCAAAUCUAUGAUGUAUUUAGAUUUAUGCCUAAUGAAAUUCAGGUGAUCCUGUUGUCGGCCACCAUGCCAACUGAUGUGUUGGAAGUAACCCAGCGAUUCAUGCGAGACCCUGUGCGAAUCCUGGUCAAGAAAGAAGAGCUGACCCUGGAGGGUAUCAGGCAGUUCUAUGUACAAGUGGAACGAGAGGAGUGGAAGCUGGACACACUGUGUGAUCUGUAUGAAACUUUGACUAUAACUCAAGCUGUUAUCUUCUGCAACACCAGAAGGAAGGUUGACUGGCUGACUGAAAAGAUGGCCUCACGAGAUUUCACCGUCUCUGCUAUGCACGGGGACAUGAACCAAAAUGAACGCGACCUUAUCAUGAGAGAGUUCCGUUCUGGAUCCAGCCGAGUGCUCAUCACCACUGAUCUGCUGGCUCGUGGGAUUGAUGUCCAGCAGGUGUCGCUAGUCAUCAACUAUGAUCUGCCUGCCAACCGUGAAAACUAUAUUCAUAGAAUUGGCCGUGGAGGACGUUUUGGCCGAAAAGGGGUUGCUAUCAACUUUGUGACAGCUGAUGACAUCCGCACUCUUCGAGACAUUGAGCAGUUUUACAACACCACCAUCGAGGAGAUGCCCAUGGAUGUUGCUGAUUUACUUUGA
Molecule: messenger RNA, 873 nt
Organism: Candidula unifasciata
Lineage: Eukaryota; Metazoa; Mollusca; Gastropoda; Stylommatophora; Geomitridae
Source: the annotation of a GenBank genome assembly